AUGCCUGUAUUUCUUGUUAUUAUGAAAAUUUUUAUUUAUCUCUGUUUAUCUGGGCUAGUUGUUGGUGGCCCUAUCCGGCACGGUGACGACGUGCCUGUCGUUACUGUAACAAAUGGCUCGUAUGCUGGCAUUUUUAGCCCGAGAUAUCACCAAGAUUUCUUUUUGGGGGUUCCCUUUCCAGCCCAACGGUUUAGAGUAGCUGAGCGCCUAAGCCUCCGCUGGAAUGAGACACGUCCAGCUGCAACCUACCCACCUCAUUGCUAUGGCUACGGGCCAGAUAACCUAGGUUAUGAGAUGUCAGAAGACUGCCUAUAUCUCAAUAUUGUUCGCCCUAGCAAAAUAUCAAGCGACGCUCAGCUGCCCGUCGCAAUCUGGAUUCAUGGCGGAGGUCUAGUAGGUUGCGUCACUGCAUUGGGUCUAUCUGCUUUAGCUAACUGGACAAGUACAUGGGUGGCUCAUGCACAGAUGGGAAAGCCCAUCAUUGGCGUUAGCCUCAACUACCGACUCGUGGCAUUUGGAUUUCUAGGGGGGCAGGAGGCGCAAGCUGCUGGGGUAACCAACAUUGGAUUUCGCGACCAGAGGCUUGCGAUUGAAUGGAUCCAUGAGAAUAUUAGGGCGUUCGGUGGUUCGCCUGAGAACAUUACCAUAUGGGGCGAGAGCUCAGGGGCUGAGAGCGUCACGGCCCAGGUUUUGCAUAAUGGUCUCUUUAGAGGUGCCAUUGGCCAAUCCGGAUUCGGUGGAAUUAUCCCGCGACUUCCUGGAGGAUACAACGCCACGGCCCUGCAACAGGAACAUUUUGACAACUUAGUCCGCAAUGUCUCGACUUGUGCUUCCACUGUUGGCACCCCACACGCUUUGGAGUGCCUGCGUAACGCUGACUUCAGAGAUAUCAAUGCAACUUUGUCGCAGAUGCCGGCAUUGAGCUGGCCACCUGUCUUGGAUGGUGAAUUUCUUGCAGACUACAGUGCCAAUCAGGUGUCGACGGAAGAUUUGCCCGAGUUCCCAUUCUAA
Messenger RNA from Pochonia chlamydosporia 170, 1011 nucleotides. RefSeq names its product carboxylesterase family protein. The transcript is spliced from 4 exons. NCBI's taxonomy places the organism in Eukaryota, Fungi, Ascomycota, Sordariomycetes, Hypocreales, Clavicipitaceae. The record is from RefSeq and is a predicted model, not a curated record. Bases 1 to 1011 code for a protein of 336 amino acids.